GUAAAUAGUUAAAAGAAAAUCAACCAAUUUUGCUGUAAAAUAAAAAAAAAAAAAACUACAUAAAACAUGUUCGCCUACAAUAAAAUAACAACCAAAUCAAAAAGAAGCUAAUUCUUCAAAUCUAAAAUUUAUAAUUUAAUUAUAUCUGUCGUGCGUUAAAAUAUAAUUGCUUUGUUUAACAUUAAUUUCCUCUGCGUCUGAAAAAGAGUGUGUAUUAUCGAACACUCUCAACCGCCGGCAGCGAUCAAUAAAUUAGGAAAAAAAACUCAAAUUAAAAAAUCUGCAUCAGAAAUAAAUUAAAAGACGAUUCAUAAUAACCUGUAUUUAUGGCAAUCACUAGCUAAGGAAAUACUUUUCCAAAAAAGACAUAAUUUCUUCCUUUUUGUAAUUUUAUGGCAAUUCAGGACGGACAUCGAAUGAAAAAAAUGUCUCACAACGAUGCUUACAAUGCAGUCAAAGGCUUUCCAAUAACAGCUCCGCGCAGUAUUUGGGCCGCUUCUGGUGGCUCCUUUAUAGUUUGUUUUGUAUUUUAUUUCUUUUAUGGUGGUUUCCUAACAUUGAGUUUAUUUAGCUGCUUAGCUUUAGGUAUUCUCUAUUAUGCUCAAGAUAUACUCCUAUAUCAUCCCGAUUUACCGGCAAACUCACGUAUUUACAUUCCCAUUCCAACGAUGCACAAUCUGCCCCAUGAAACAGUAAGCAUCCAUACACCAGACAAGGUGACGUUGCAUGCCUUCUGGGUCAGUCAACCGCAAGAGAGGAGCAAAUUUGUGCCGACAUUUGUUUAUUUCCAUGGCAAUGCCGGCAAUAUGGGCCAUCGGAUGCAAAAUGUUUGGGGAAUCUUCUAUAAUCUUCAUUGUAACAUAUUGAUGGUUGAAUAUCGUGGUUAUGGACUGUCGACGGGUAGUCCAUCUGAGAAAGGAUUGGCUAUCGAUGGAAGAGCAGCAGUGGAUUAUUUAUUCACUCGACACGAUCUCGAUCAUGGUCAGAUUGUUGUAUUUGGACGAUCAUUGGGUGGUGCUGUGGCUAUUGAUGUGGCAGCUGAUCCAAAUUAUAGUCGAAAAAUUAUGUGUGCCAUUGUUGAGAAUACAUUUACGAGUAUUCCUGAUAUGGCUGUUGAACUAGUCCAUCCUUCUGUGAGAUAUAUACCGAAUUUCUUUUAUAAAAAUAAGUUUCAUUCAUUAACGAAAAUUCGCAAAUGCACAUCACCGUGUCUAUUUCUAUCGGGUUUAGCUGAUAAUUUGGUUCCACCGCGUAUGAUGAGAGCAUUAUAUACUCAAUGUCCAAGUGAAAAGAAACGUAUUUUAGAAUUUAUUGGAGGUUCACACAAUGAUACUUGGGUAGUGGAGGGUUACUACCAAGGAAUCAAAGAAUUUCUAAGUGAAUGUCAAAAUGUAACAUUACCUCUUCAAAAGCCACCGGAAAAGAGUAAUGUGUGGAAUGAAAUAGAAAUUGUAUAGUUAAUUUAGUAAAAAAAAAAUAAAGUACUUCGUUAAUAGUACUAAAAACUGAUAAACACAUCCGUUAAAUAUUUAAUUAAGAUAACUUAAUUUUCUUCUUUUUUAAUAUAAAAAUUAAUUAUAUCGUUUGCAAUACUAGUUGAAAAAUUAAAAAAAAAAACAAUAAUGUUUUUUUAAUAAAUUGGAUCAUUAUUAUUUGUUUUAGAAUUGCAAUUUUAAAUAUUUAAAACUUUUGGAAUGUAUUAAAAGAAAUUAAAAAUUUAAGGACUAAGAUAUGUAUAGAUGACCUAUC
Episyrphus balteatus (marmalade hoverfly) is the source of this 1749-nucleotide messenger RNA. RefSeq names its product protein ABHD13 (gene Bem46). Gene Ontology annotation, molecular function: palmitoyl-(protein) hydrolase activity. NCBI's taxonomy places the organism in Eukaryota, Metazoa, Arthropoda, Insecta, Diptera, Syrphidae. Gene Ontology annotation, cellular component: membrane. Bases 393 to 1457 code for a protein of 354 amino acids. The record is from RefSeq and is a predicted model, not a curated record. The transcript has 4 exons.